This is a messenger RNA of Phoenix dactylifera (date palm), 3541 nucleotides long. Its product is annotated as protein PAT1 homolog 1-like. Gene Ontology annotation, cellular component: P-body. NCBI's taxonomy places the organism in Eukaryota, Viridiplantae, Streptophyta, Magnoliopsida, Arecales, Arecaceae. Gene Ontology annotation, biological process: P-body assembly; deadenylation-dependent decapping of nuclear-transcribed mRNA. Gene Ontology annotation, molecular function: RNA binding. The record is from RefSeq and is a predicted model, not a curated record.
ACCUUUUACACUGAUAGAUGGAAAGGGGGCAUAAAAAGAGAGUAUAAAGAAGGCAACCCCCUUCCCCUCUCUCUAUCUCCGUGUGUCUGUAUGUGCGACAUCGUCUCAGUCUUUUGAUUCUUUCUUUCCUUCCUUCUUUCCCCUUCGCUCUGGAGUCUUAAUAAUUUAUAGGGCGAAGCGCCCGUGAGAGGAGGCGAGCUCUCGGUCUCGCCUGGGAUCUGCUCGAAGAUCUCAGUUUGUGAGGAAACCCUAACCCCAGAAUCGGGUCGGGGGUUUUCUCCGACCUAUGAAUAUUUCUUUCUCGAUCUUCAUCGUCUUUCGGAUUCGUUCGCUUACGGUUUCGAGUGUUAGGGUUUUAGUAGCGGGGGAUAGAUGAGGGGGCUGGAUGGGGAGGGUGGGGUUUCCGAAAACCCUAACCCUGAUGGCGAUCUCAGAGGUGGUGCCGCAGAUAAUGCUCGCUUUGAUGCCUCACAGUAUGCAUUCUUUGGCAAGGGGGUCCUGGAGGAAGUUGAAUUAGGGGGUUUAGAAGAUGGUGUCGAUGAUCGUGAUGCUGGAUUUAUCGGUCUUGAUGAUGAGGAAUACCGUUUUAGUUCUAUGGGAGAUAGAGGAGAGGUUGAAGGUUUGGGGUGUCUAUCUGAUGUAGAUGAUCUUACGAGCACUUUUGCAAAGUUGAACAGAACAAUUAGUGACCCAAGGAGUGCUGGGGUUAUUGGUGAUAGAGGAUCUUUUUCUAGAGAAAGUUCUUCAACUGCAGACUGGGGACAGGAGGCGGAUUUUCCAAACUGGAUUGAUCAGAAUAUUUUAGAUGCUGAAAAUUAUCAGGAGGGUAAACGAUGGUGGUCACAGCCAUAUCCUUCAUCAUCUCGGCUUUCGGAAUCUAAACCCCUGUACAGAACAUCCUCAUAUCCUCAACAGCAACCACAACACUCCAGUGAACCAAUUCUUGCACGUAAAUCAUCUUUCACAUCCUACCCUCCACCUGGUGGACGAUCUCAGAUUUCACCAAACCUCACACGUCAUGCAAGCAUUCCAUCUCUAACUGCUGGGCUUCAGAUGACAACUUCAAAUCUAUCUCCUUUUUCUGGUCCUCAGCUUCAUUUGGGAGGACUAUCGCAUGGGUUGCACUAUGGUGGAAACAUGCCUCAGUUUGCCUCUCCAGGCCUCUCAAUUAAUAGCCGGCUGCAGAAUCACUGGUUGAAUCAAGCUAGCGUUUUUGCAGGGGAACAUCCAAAUCUGCUGCCUAACUUCCUACAGCAACAUUUGCCACAGCCAAAUGGCUUAAUGCCUUCACAGCUACUUUCGCAGCAGCAACAGCAGAGACUGCAACAGAUCCAACCAUCUCUGCCCCAAUUUUCUCGCUUGCAGUCUCCGUUUUUCAACUCUCAUCCUCCACAAAUAAGGAAUAAGCUUGAUGCAGUUCUUAGUAUGUCUGACUUGAGAGAUCAGAGAUCGAAACCAUCACAAAGGGGAAAACAGAACAUGCGAUUUUCUAAACAAUCUUCUGAUGCCAGCAGCCAGAAGGCCGAUAAUGGGCUGCCACAGUUUAGGUCCAAGUAUAUGUCAGCUGAAGAGAUCGAAAGCAUUUUGAGAAUGCAGCAUGCUGCAACUCACAGCAAUGAUCCUUAUAUAGACGAUUACUACCACCAAGCUUGUCUUGCAAAAAAGUCUGCUGGUUCAAGGCUGAAGCACCAUUUAUGCCCGACAUUUAUUAGGGAUCUGCCAUCUCGGGCACGAGCUAAUAAUGAGCCACAUGCAUUUCUUCAGGUUGAUGCACUUGGAAAGGUUCCAUUUUCUUCCAUUCGUAGGCCUCGCCCUCUCCUUGAAGUUGAUCCACCUUCAACCUCAGGAGAUGGCAUUCACGAACAGAAAUCUUCAGUAAAGCCCCUUGAACAGGAGCCAUUGCUGGCAGCUAGAAUCACCAUUGAAGAUGGCCUUUGCCUCCUCCUUGAUGUAGAUGAUGUUGACCGGAUGUUACAAUUUAGCCAACCACCAGAUGGUGGCUUCCAACUGAGACGGAGGCGACAGGUCCUCCUGGAAGGCCUCGCAGCAUCUCUUCAGCUUGUUGAUCCACUUGGCCCAGGUAAAGGUGGACAUUCUGUUGGGCUUGCUCCGAAAGAUGAUCUUGUGUUUCUUCGCCUAGCAUCUCUGCCAAAGGGCCGGAAGCUCCUGUCACGUUACCUUCAGCUUCUUAUUCCUGGAAGUGAGCUCUCUCGAAUAGUCUGCAUGGCCAUUUUCCGGCACCUACGGUUUUUGUUUGGUGGUUUGCCAUCAGAUUCUAGUGCAGCAGAAACGACAUUGAAUCUUGCCAAGACUGUUUCUUCAUGUGUGCACAAUAUGGAGUUAAGUGCACUCAGUGCUUGCCUUGCUGCUGUGGUUUGCUCAUCCGAACAGCCACCUCUUCGCCCUCUUGGAAGUUCAGCUGGUGAUGGAGCAUCCAUAAUUAUAAAAUCUGUUCUUGACAGAGCAACAGAACUUUUGACAGAACCCCAGGCUGCAAGCAACUACAGCAUGUCCAACCGAGCUCUUUGGCAAGCGUCGUUUGAUGCCUUUUUUAGGCUUCUCACAAAGUACUGUCUGAGUAAAUAUGACAGUAUAAUGCAAAUGUUGCUCAUGCAGGCACCGAACACUUCAAUUAUUGGGUCUGAAGCAGCAAGGGCUAUAAGCAGAGAGAUGCCUGUGGAGCUGCUGCGUGCGAGCCUUCCUCAUACAAAUGAGCACCAGCGCAAGAUGUUGCUUGAUUUUGCUCAGAGAUCCAUGCCCAUAACUGGUUUUAGUGCCCAUGGAGGUGGCAGCGGUCCUGUAACCUCUGAGUCAGUUCCUGGCUAAUGCAGCUGGAAAGAUAACAGUUUAAUAACAGCAUGUUGUAUGUUAUUUAUCCCUAUAUCAUUUCUACAUAUCAUGCAUUCAUGCCCCUCCAAAAACUGAAACAUGGUGAUGUCCCGCGAAACUUAAGCACAUGAGGGUGUGAACAUUUGUGGAAGUCAGGUAAAGUGCUCAUAGCUUUUCUCUCCUUUUUAAUAGGGUCAUAAUUAGUCCCUGCAUGUAUGUAUUCUGUUAGUGCUUUGUGGGAGUUGUCUGGAAGUUUUCUUCUUCUGGGGAGCUUAAUUUUGGUGCUCUUUAUUGGAACUCCAGACAAAUGUAUUGGGAAUAGAAGUUGUACAGGUUCUGUCACUGUUAGCCUUCCUUCAUCUCUGUUCUUUUGAGAGAUGGGAAGUGUGCACAAGGUAGUUCUUUUAUUGCAUGCUUUGGUUGGUGAGAGAGCUUCUCUUAGCUUGUGUAGCCUGGACCCAUGGUUGCACUUGGCAUCUACAAGGUUUGUUUUUUGUCCUUCCAUUUUUCCUCAUUCCAUCUUAUGAAUGUAACUGCCAAACUUUUUUAAGUUCUGGAUAUUCAACUAUGUUUUAGCAUGGAAGCAACAUGUAUUGUUUCAAAUUGCUUGUUCUGAUUGGUUAGUGCUGUUCUGUGCUAACAAUCAAGCAACUGGUUCCGUAUUCAUACUAUUCAUAAUGGGAACCUGUAAGAUCCGAUUUUUAUGAAGUAC